Molecule: messenger RNA, 2427 nt
Organism: Brassica oleracea var. oleracea
Lineage: Eukaryota; Viridiplantae; Streptophyta; Magnoliopsida; Brassicales; Brassicaceae
Exons: 6
Coding region: 1-2427 (808 amino acids)
Source: RefSeq, a predicted model, not a curated record
AUGGAUUCGGCGUCUCCGCCGGGCCAUAUCAACUCUCCGAUGAGAGCUGAAAAUGAUCGGAAGGAGGUUCAAGGGUUGGAUUCGUUGAAGAAGGGUUUAGAGGUGGAUCAAGUGAGAUCGGUAGAUUCGAAGGGAGCUUCCUGGGUUGAGGUGGCUCAGGAGAAGAAAGUUCUGAAGAAGUACGAUGUUGAGGUAUCGAGCAAGGAUGGCAUACACAAGGUGGAGAUUCCGGAUGAGGUCUUGGAGAAUUCUACUCCGCUUUGGGAAGAUUUUGUUGUUGGCAAAUUUUUGGAUCUAGCUUUUCACGUUGCUAAGGUCCAUAUGGUUCUUAACAAGAUUUGGAAGUAUGGUGACUCUACAACAAAAGUGGAUGUCUAUGAGGUCAAUCCCACAACGAUGAGAUUCAAGGUCUCGAGCCAAAAAGCUAGAGAAAAGAUUUUUCGUCGGGGUAUGUGGAACAUCGCAUGCGUUCCAAUGGUUGUCACAAAAUGGACACCGAGAUCUGAGGAAGAGAAACGGGAAGAGGAAGCGAUUCCUAUGUGGGUGCAUUUGGAGAAGGUUCCACUCCAUAUGUACUCAUGGGAAGGGAUCAGUUUCUUCACAAGUACGGUGGGUUAUCCGGUAAAGCUACAUCCAGAAACCAUUGCUUGUACGAAUCUAGAAGUGGCGAAGGUGUUUGUGAAAGUGGAUGUCUCUAAGCUUCUCCCGAAAAAAAUCACUUUCUCAAAGGAUAAGAAGCAAUUUUCAGUGAAGUACUAUUACCCUUGGUUGCCGGCUAGAUUGUCUGAGAAGGAAGUUGUACCAGAAGUGGAAAGUAAUGAGGAAAUAAAUAGUCUGUCUAUGGUAGAAGAAAGUAUGCAGAGUGAAGAUAAAAUUGAGAGAGUUAGUAACGGAGUAAUGGAACAUGAGGAGGGCAAAGGUGGUGGGGAGAAAGUGAAAGCAUGGUCGCUAGUCUCUCCGGGAAAAAUAGGAAGAAUGUAUGUGUCACCUACGAAUGAUUCUGAGAUUCAGAUAUCUGCAUCUAAAUUCUCGAUUCUGCGUAUGAAUGAAGAGGAAGAGGGGGAGAUAAUAUCUGAUGAACAACGCCAGGAAGAUACUGAAAUGGAUGAUGAGGAUCUGAUAGAAGAAAAUGUUCUGGAGCAGCAAGUUAGAGAGGAGGUCAAAGCAGGGAGAAGAGGUCAGAAGGCUAAGCCUCUGGAUGCAAAUCCAGUUAAAAGCAUAAGCAAGGCUUGGAUCAUUGUAGGUGAUUUUAAUGAGAUUCUGGAUGCUACGGAGAGUUCGGGUUUUGAUAGUCAUGGUAGAAUAUCAAGUGGGAUGAGAGAUUUUCAAAGGAUGGUUGUGCAUUGUAAUCUCUCUGAUAUGGGGUAUCAGGGUCCUUUGUUCACAUGGUCUUUGUUGAGAUUUCCAAAUGCGUACUCAGUCUUCGAAUCUGGUGGCUGUUCUGAUCACAUGCGAUGUAAGAUUCAAGUUCUUCCUCCCAAAGAAAAGAUGAAAAGGCCUUUUAAGUUCUCGAAGAAAUUAAAGAAUCUGAAGCCGGUUAUUAGAGAGCUAGGAAGGGAGAAACUGGAAAAUCUUACAAAGAAACCUAAGGAAGCUCAUGCUAUCUUGUGUGAGAAGCAGAAAGCUACUCUUAUUAGUCCAAGUAAUAUCUCUAUCCAAGAGGAAGCGAAGGCUAUGAGAGGUGGCUCUUUGUUGCGGGCACAGAACUCUAUUCGAGAGAUAAGAUUUCAUGAUGGUAGUAUUGUUACAAAUCAGUCUGAAGUCAAAGCUGAAGCAGAAAGGUUUUUCUCAGAGUUUCUUAACCAGUCUCCUGAUAAUUAUGAGGGCACCUCUACUGAAGAGUUACAAGAGAUGAUGGAUUUUCGUUGUUCUGUGGAGGAUUGUAGAAUGUUGGAAAAGGAGGUUACAGAGGAGGAGAUCUGUAGGGUGCUGUUUGAUAUGCCAUCAAACAAGUCUCCUGGUCCAGACGGUUACCCAAGUGAAUUUUUUAAAAUUACUUGGCCGAUUCUUGGACAAGAUUUCACAGUUGCUGUCCAGUCAGUAUUUCGAUAUGGAUUCCUCCCCAAGGGAGUUAAUUCGACGAUAUUGGCUUUGGUCUCCACGAAAACAGACUCAAUGGAGAUGAGAGACUAUAGACCUACAGCAUGUUGUAAUGUUCUCUAUAAGGUGGUGUCGAAAAUACUCGCCAACAGACUCAAGCUGCUUCUCCUGAGAAUCAUUACAGAGAAUCAGUCAGCUUUUAUAAAAGGGAGACUCCUUAUGGAGAAUGUGCUUCUUGCAUCAGAACUAGUCAAGGAUUAUCAUAAAGAAGAUGUCUCUCCUAGAUGUGUGAUGAAGAUAGACAUCUCAAAGGCAUUUGACUCAGUACAGUGGGCUUUUGUACUGCAGAUUCUGGAGGCAUUGGGAGUUCCUGAGAAGUUCAUUUGA